Messenger RNA from Aspergillus oryzae RIB40, 1821 nucleotides. Its product is annotated as hydrogen/calcium exchanger domain-containing protein. Bases 1 to 1821 code for a protein of 606 amino acids. Lineage: Eukaryota; Fungi; Ascomycota; Eurotiomycetes; Eurotiales; Aspergillaceae. The record is from RefSeq and is a predicted model, not a curated record. Gene Ontology annotation, cellular component: fungal-type vacuole membrane. Gene Ontology annotation, biological process: intracellular calcium ion homeostasis; calcium ion transmembrane transport. The transcript has 11 exons. Gene Ontology annotation, molecular function: calcium:proton antiporter activity.
AUGCGUAUGUCAUACAAAUAUCGACGUCAAGCUAGGAACCUGGCAUGGUAUGACCAGGAUGGUGAGCCGUCAACUCACAAUCCCUUCAAGAAAUUUCGACGCCAACGGCCGCGCCGAACGGAUUCUAUCCAGCUCGAGAGCAAGCUUACUCCCAUCCGCACUGCAGGAGAUGUGCCCCUUGACGAGGAGCGUCGCCGGCGGAGGGAUAUGACAGACGGCUUGGUAGGCCCAGAGCAUUCGGAUACUUUCCCUCCAGAGUCGUCUGGUACCGAUCAGGGUACUCCCUAUAGAGCGGGACGUGAGCCGUCAAUGCACAGCAAUGAACCUAUUAACAUUCCAGCCCAAACCGGACUGGAUGAAGAUCAGAUGGGAGGACCUCGAAAGAGGAGGACCUUCGCGAGCGGAUUUGGGGAUAAAUCUCUAGAUGGGGACAUGAAUUCGAACUCGGCAGAAGAUGUCAAGGAGAAGCCGAAGUUUACCGCCAUGGGACAGUUAAAAGCGACUCUCUUCAAUUCCUGGGUCAACGUCCUCUUACUUGCUGCUCCAGCUGGAAUCGCAUUGAACUAUGUCGAUGUUGAUCCAGUUGCUGUGUUCGUGGUGAACUUUAUUGCCAUUAUCCCUCUUGCAGCUAUGUUGGGUUACGCGACAGAAGAGAUUGCCAUGCGCACUGGCGAAACCAUCGGUGGCCUACUCAACGCAAGUUUUGGUAAUGCCGUCGAACUAAUUGUGGCUAUUAUUGCGCUGGUCGACGAUGAAGUCGUGAUUGUACAGACUUCCCUUAUUGGAAGUAUGUUGUCGAACCUUCUCCUCGUUAUGGGAAUGUGUUUCUUCUUUGGAGGCGUCAACCGCCUGGAGCAGCAUUUCAACCCGGUCGUUGCCCAAACAGCAGCCAGUCUUCUUGCGUUGGCAGUGGGAUGCUUAAUUAUUCCCACUGCCUUCCACAACUGGUCCGGUGGUAAGUCAAUGAACAGCCCCCUGGGAUAUCAAAUGCUAAUUCGACUCCAGCAGGCGACAGUGGUGUUGCAGAACUCUCGCGAGGUAAGUUACGUUCGCAGGCAGCUCACGGAUCAUUUCUCACAAAUUGUAGGAACCAGUAUUAUUAUGCUGGUCGUAUACGGAUGCUAUCUUUUCUUCCAGUUGGGCUCGCACACGGAGAUGUACAAUAGCCCGAGUCCCAAAGUUGAGAAGAGACGUGGGAAAGUGAACGAGGGUGACACUCAUCGGGGAAUCGCACAGAUAGGCAAAAUGACUGCCACCUUAGCGGGACAGAACGCACAGCAAAUGCAGCUGCAAGACCCCGACGAGGAGGAGGAGGAGCCUCAGCUAAGCAUCUGGGUGGCUGUGCUGACCUUGGCUAUCGCGACGGCCCUAGUCGCGCUGUGCGCUGAGUUCAUGGUUGAUUCUAUCAAUGCGAUUACGGACCGCGGCGGUAUCUCCAAGACCUUUGUGGGAUUGAUUCUCCUUCCGAUUGUGGGCAACGCGGCGGAACAUGCUACGGCCGUGACGGUGGCAUGCAAGGACAAAAUGGACUUAGCAAUCGGCGUGGCCGUAGGGUCCAGCAUGCAAAUCGCAUUGUUGGUGCUUCCGCUGAUCAUUGUGAUUGGAUGGGGCAUGGGCAACAAUGACAUGACUUUGUACUUCGACGCAUUCCAAGUGAUUCUGCUAUUUGUUGCCGUUCUGCUGAGCCAGGUAAACUAUCUCAUCGCCGACGGAAAAUCCCAUUGGCUUGAGGGCGUCCUCCUAAUGAUGAUGUACUUAAUUAUUGCCGUGGCAGCUUGGAAGAGAUGCAAGCUUGAUACGAAGACUUCCGAAGACUUCUAA